Molecule: messenger RNA, 579 nt
Organism: Alternaria novae-zelandiae
Lineage: Eukaryota; Fungi; Ascomycota; Dothideomycetes; Pleosporales; Pleosporaceae
Exons: 1
Coding region: 1-579 (192 amino acids)
Source: RefSeq, a predicted model, not a curated record
AUGUUCCCGGACACACACAAGGAAGCGACACCCAAAGAGCCUGUACGAAGCGAUUCGCCGCAAGGGCCUCCAUCACCAAAGCUCGCCGACGGACCCACGACGGUUGACACACCAACGUCGGUUGACUCACCCACGAUCGAUCCAAACGCAAUACACCCAAAGAGGCUAAGGUCGAUUCUGACAAAAAGGUUCAUGAAGAAACGUUACGAGGCGGGUCCCAAAGAUCUGGCACCUCUGCACAUUGGCCGACAUCCAAUCCCGUGGAGUAUGCCCAACGAAGAAGAUCUUCGUAUGAUCUUUGUCCCAGAACUUGUCGAAUGGAUACAAUCGUCAGACUACGAGGGUCACGCCCGCGAUCGCUGCUUUUGCUCCCUCGUUCUGCACAUCUUGAGCAAACGUCUACCAGACGACGUCAUCCACAACGACCCCAUCGACCGCGAUGACUUUCGGGGCAGACUUGGCGAGCUCUUCUCGGACGACGGAAUGCCUCUCGACCACCUCCUUGAUCACUGUGCGAAUGGGUACAACAUUCAGAAGGUCAGGAAGGUACACAAGCGGCCAAUGACGCAUAACACUUAG